UACCAGUGACCAUUCACAGGCAGAAGGUGAAGCCGACGUCUGGAGGGACUUCUUCUUCUCUUCUCUUCUCUUCUCUGCUGGCAACCUGAUCGACGAGCAUCACCAACGCCCAUAAAGUCUCUUAAUACAGGAAAUAAAGAAGCGAGCUGCCUGCAGAAGAAGAGACACGUCCUGUUCCGUUACAUGAAGACCGGCUCAUCGUUGCAGUGCAGUGGUCGUGAUUUAGUAGUGAUUGUAUAACGAUAUCUCAGUGGAUAGAUGUAUAUCAUCAGCUGUAUAAGUUAGCUGCUGUAUCACUGUGUAGCUCUCUCUCUCUCUUCAUCUGGACGCAACGUUGACUACCACUGUUUCAUUCCUGUCUCACGUUAUAUACGAAAAAUGGCAACCCAGAUCGAUAAAGAGGCUUGCAGAGAGGCUUACAACGAUGUCAGAGAAGAUAGCAAAGACGUUAACUGGGCUGUGUUUAAAUAUGAGGAUACUACGAUCAAGCCUGGCGGACAAGGAACUGACUAUGAGGACUUCAAGAGCAUGUGCACAGAUGACGUUCGUCUGUUCGCCUACGUCCGGAUCACGAUGGGAGAUGCCAUGAGCAAACGAGCCAAGUUCACUCUCAUCACCUGGAUCGGUGAGAAGAUCGGCGGGCUGCAGCGUGCCAAGAUCAGCACUGACAAGGCGAUGGUGAAGGAAGUUGUGCAGAUCUUUGCCAAGGAGUUCAUGUUUAGUGACCCGAGGGAACUGGAUGUGGAGACCAUCCGCACAGAGCUGAAGAAGGCUGGUGGAGCCAACUAUGACGCUCAGGCAGAGUAGAGAAGUGCCAUGGUCCACUGGAAGGGUUGGGGUUGGGAUUGGGGGG
This is a messenger RNA of Sebastes umbrosus (honeycomb rockfish), 853 nucleotides long. It is a transcript of the gene cotl1, whose product is annotated as coactosin-like F-actin binding protein 1. The transcript is spliced from 4 exons. Gene Ontology annotation, cellular component: site of polarized growth; plasma membrane; cortical actin cytoskeleton. Gene Ontology annotation, biological process: regulation of actin filament polymerization. Lineage: Eukaryota; Metazoa; Chordata; Actinopteri; Perciformes; Sebastidae. Gene Ontology annotation, molecular function: actin filament binding. Bases 379 to 807 code for a protein of 142 amino acids. The record is from RefSeq and is a predicted model, not a curated record.